AUGGAACCUCCAUUGCCAGAAUUUGCAUUCGGGAAUUAUUACUUGUCUCUCGAAGCCUUUCCAACUUUAAACGAGAAAGGAGAUUGUAACGACCUCGGAAGGCAGCUAAGAGAAGAACUAAACAAAGUGGACAAUGAUUUUAUUGUGAAGCUUCGAGAAAGCAGAGAAUGGAACCCUAAUGGAGAAGAGACGACCGAUAGCGCUAUUGAUGAGGAAAAUGAGAUGGUGGUGUUUUUGUUCACUUCACUGUGUAGGUUUCCGGUGUACGAGGUUGAUUUUGGAUGGGGGAAUCCCACAUGGGCAGGACCACCCACCUGGAAAUUCAAGAAUUUCGUUACUUUUAAAGACACAAGAUCCGGUGGUGGCAUUGAAGCCUAUGUUAACUUCACAGAGGAUGAUAUGGGCAAAUUUGAACUUGACCAAGAGCUUCUUGCCCAUGUUUCUACCACUAUGGGGUUGACCUAA
Molecule: messenger RNA, 465 nt
Organism: Neltuma alba
Lineage: Eukaryota; Viridiplantae; Streptophyta; Magnoliopsida; Fabales; Fabaceae
Product: salutaridinol 7-O-acetyltransferase-like
Exons: 1
Coding region: 1-465 (154 amino acids)
Source: RefSeq, a predicted model, not a curated record